Molecule: messenger RNA, 1059 nt
Organism: Heterocephalus glaber (naked mole-rat)
Lineage: Eukaryota; Metazoa; Chordata; Mammalia; Rodentia; Bathyergidae
Gene: Or2b11
Product: olfactory receptor family 2 subfamily B member 11
Biological process (GO): G protein-coupled receptor signaling pathway
Cellular component (GO): membrane
Molecular function (GO): olfactory receptor activity; G protein-coupled receptor activity
Source: RefSeq, a predicted model, not a curated record
AUGCCGUGCCAUGAGGGCUACAACCAGAGCCUCCCAGAGCGUCCCCCUGUGGACUUCGUCCUCCUGGGCAUCUCGGACCGCCCGUGGCUGGAGCUGCCGCUCUUCGUGGUGCUCCUGGUGUCCUACGUCCUGGCCAUGCUGGGGAACAUCUCCAUCAUCCUGGUGUCCUGGCUGGACCGCCGUCUCAGCAGCCCCAUGUACGUCUUCCUCAGCCACCUGUCCUUCCUGGACCUCUGCUACACCACCACGACGGUGCCGCAGAUGCUGGUCAACAUGGGCACAGCCCAGAAGACCAUCAGCUUCAGUGGCUGCUCAGUGCAGUAUGCGGUCUUCCACUGGCUGGGCUGCACAGAGUGCGUGGUGCUGGCCACCAUGGCCCUGGACCGCUACGUGGCCAUCUGCCAGCCCCUGCGCUAUGCCCUGAUCAUGCACCGCACACUCUGCCGGCGCCUGGUGGCCCUGGCCUGGCUCAGCGGCCUUGGCAACUCCCUGGUGCAGGUGGUGCUGACCGUGCAGCUGCCCUACUGUGGACGGCGCGUGCUGAACAACUUCUUCUGUGAGGUGCCGGCCAUGAUCCAGCUGUCGUGCGCGGACACGGCUGUGAACGACACCAUGCUGGAGGUGCUGGUGGCCUUCUUCGUGCUGGUGCCCCUGGCCUUCAUCCUGCUGUCCUAUGGCCUCAUCACUCGUGCCGUGCUCGGGGUCCGGGCCCCCGCAGGCCGGCACAAGGCCCUGGGGACCUGCUCAUCGCACCUGGCCGUGGUGUCCCUCUUCUACCUGCCCGCCAUCUACAUGUACCUGCAGCCACCCUCCCACUACUCGCAGGAGCAGGGCAAGUUCAUCUCCCUCUUCUACUCCAUCAUCACCCCCACGCUGAAUCCCUUCAUCUACACACUGAGGAACAAGGACAUGAAGGGCGCCCUCCGCAGGCUCCUGGUGCGGACCUGCAGGCUGUGCAGGUGUGCGUGUCCCAGCUGUGGCCCUCGUCACCCACAGAGAGUGCGGGCGGGCCCGUGUGCCACAGCACCACGCACCAGGGAGUCCAUGGCCUUGCAGUGA